AGGCUGGGAGCACAGGCUGCAUUGUGCUCGGAAUUCUCUCUCUUUGAGGGAAAGGCACAGCCUGGACCAACCAUGCCUGCGUCUCUCCCACCCCCAGUUAUCCCACAGCUUUGUUCCCACGUUAGAGCUGCAAAGAGGAAGCAGUGAGCUAGACCAAAGGCAUUGCUGUCACUUAGUCACUUUGGCCAUAAACCUCCUCCUUCCAGACUUUUGUGGAAAGCUACCCUGCGAAGCCCAGGAGCACAGGAAAGCUGGCGGGAACAGAGAGCUUUGAGCAGAGUUUGCUGAAGUCAGGAGGGCUGUGAAGUCUGUGCUAAGAUGAUGGAUCCUGCACUAAUCUGCCUGGUAUCACUGCCUCCUGUACAGUGCUUUCACAAUGCAGACACAGAGCAGCUCCUGUGGUGGGCAUGGGAGCCAACCAUGCAAGAAAUGAAAAGCAAAGACUGUACAGUGUGUUACUGAAUACAAAUGCAGCAUGGAUGUUAGCAACACAAAACUAAAUCAGUCUGGCAAGAGGAAAGCCAGCCCUGGACUUGCAUCAGCGGCGCUGGUCUGUGGGUUCCAAGUGUGGCAUCACUGCAGAGCCGGUUGGACGAGGCUCCCUGACCUCCUCUACUUGGCAGGCUUUCCUCUGCAUUUUUGGGUGAGAGACAAACUAAACUGCCCUCCCCAUCCCUCCAACUGGUCCCAGUACAUCCCGGUGCAGGUGUGCUGGCGGGCAGGGCGAGGAGAGAUUUCAUCACUCCAGCAUAUCCAGCACAUAGGGGGCUAUGAAACCUUCAAUUCGCAAUAUCCUGAGUGCUGCGUGGAUGGGAAGCUCAUUUCCCUGGAGAGGAGUGACGUGGAGAGGAACCUCAUCAGCCACUGUGAGAAGCAGAGUGCCAACCACAAGCCUGCCUAUGACCAGGGUGGCCCGGUGGAAAUCUUGCCUUUUCUCUACCUUGGUAGUGCCUAUCAUGCUUCCAAGUGCGAGUUCCUCGCCAACCUGCACAUCACGGCCCUGCUCAAUGUCUCCAGGAAGAGCUCUGAGUCCUUUCAAGACCAGUACUGCUACAAGUGGAUCCCUGUGGAGGACAGCCACACAGCAGACAUCAGCUCGCACUUCCAGGAGGCCAUUGACUUCAUUGAUUAUGUCAGACGAGCAGGGGGCAAGAUCCUGGUGCACUGCGAAGCGGGGAUUUCGCGCUCUCCCACCAUCUGCAUGGCGUACCUCAUGAAGACAAAGAAGCUGCGCCUGGAGGAGGCCUUUGACUACAUCAAGCAGCGCCGGAGCCUCAUCUCACCAAACUUUGGUUUCAUGGGACAGUUGCUACAAUAUGAGUCAGAGAUCCUGUCUUCCACCCCCAGCCCUCCCGUUGCCUCGUGCAAAACAGAAGCCGCCUCUUUCUUUGCAGAAGAACUGACGUUAGGCAAAAAUUUUGAAGGCUCGUGUUUCGCCUUCCCUACCUCAGUGCUGAGUUCCGUGCCCAUCCACUCCCCUGUCCACUCGCUGAAGCUCAGCCCUAUGACGGCUUCUUCAUCCUGCUGAAUGCCCCGGAGCCCUCAGAGCCCAACUGUGACCCUAAUGAGAAUAUUUCAUGAACGUGCAAUAGAGAACCUCGCUGACUUAGUCUGAGGUGGUCCUCGUGGGUGAUACUUCCCAUACACUGACUGUGAGGCACAAGUGGCAGGUUUUCUGAACUUUUAAUGUUGUUUUGUGAGGUGGUUUUUUUGUUGUUGUUGUUGUUGUUGUUUUUUUAGAAGUACUUUUCUAGGUUUUUAUCCAGAGUGUGCAGCCACUACUGUAUUUCCAGAUUCCUGGGGAGCAAUGAGAAAUCCAUUUCAGGUGUUCUCAGUUCCCACUUUCUUCCCUUUUUUAUUUUUAAGAAGAACCUUAUUUAAAGUUUCAAGCAAUAAACAGCAGCAGUGGGGGGAAAAACAAAACGGGAAGCUCCUCUUGAGCCUGAAGAGAUGUGUUUCCCCAGCUUUGCUCCUCCCUUGUGCCCUGUUUCAGGGAGCAGAGUGCCAGGGCAGCAGGGCUCUCUGGCUGCCGUUGUGCAUCCAGGUGAAAAUCUGCUGUCCUGGGCUCUAUGGUGUCAGGUACUGACCUCAGUGUAACUGGAGACCAAAAGGACCGUGGAUCCCUUCAGGUGUGACAUUUCCUGUACUCCUGCACUUGCCUUUGUACUCAGCACGCUUUUAACUGAAGCCGAGGAACUCAAACUAUCAGGCUACCCUGCUGAGCUAUUAUAGUCCCAUCUGUUGUUUAAGAACGGCCCUAGAAUACUUGAAUGUCUCCACAACCCUCAAUCGAGUUACUUCCCAUCAGAUGACACUGUUACUGCUGGAUUUUACACCAAAAAAAUAAGAUGAGCUUGGCUUUUUGGUCUCUUCCCAAGCAUUUCUGAGAUGCGUUGUGUGUGGUAAAGUGGUCUUGUCCAGUGUUAUGUGGCUUGCUUUGUGCGUGGUCACCUCCAGCCAGCCUUCAUCUGUGAAAUCUGGAUUCACUGCAUUGAGUUUUUGUCUGCAGGGAGCUCGGAACAAGCUGCCCUCUUUGUCUGUUGACCUUUUUAUCCUUUUUUACAUGUAAUACAUAUGGGAAACGGCAAUAAUUUCCAGAAGAUCUCGUGAAUGUGAAAGAAAGUCUGCAACAGUUUUUAUGGAGUGUAAAAAAUAAUAAUGAUAAUAAUAAAAAAAAAAACAACUGU
This is a messenger RNA of Lagopus muta (rock ptarmigan), 2687 nucleotides long. It is a transcript of the gene DUSP5, whose product is annotated as dual specificity phosphatase 5. The record is from RefSeq and is a predicted model, not a curated record. NCBI's taxonomy places the organism in Eukaryota, Metazoa, Chordata, Aves, Galliformes, Phasianidae. The transcript is spliced from 6 exons. Gene Ontology annotation, cellular component: nucleus; cytoplasm. Gene Ontology annotation, biological process: protein dephosphorylation; negative regulation of MAPK cascade; endoderm formation. Gene Ontology annotation, molecular function: MAP kinase tyrosine/serine/threonine phosphatase activity; protein tyrosine/threonine phosphatase activity. Bases 476 to 1528 code for a protein of 350 amino acids.